GUGCCAGCUAUGGCAAACUGUAAGACGCUUCAAGUUAUGUGAAGAUCCACUACAGAUGAGCGCGCUAGCUCAAGCCAGGACGUGAACAAUUCAAGGUGACGACCGCGCGAUAGCGAGUUUCCUACGACAUGGAUUUCAGAGGAUUUGUGAAAGUCCUACUUAUCUUCUUUCAGAUCCACUCCAAGGGAUUCGGCUACGGGAUACUCAAGACUAGUAUACCAUUCGAAGACCCGGUUAUCAACUCCAACACAGUAUGCAAAAACACGCCAUCACUGAGCAAAGAGCAGCUGAAGAUGUGCAGGCGACUCCCAGAUGUAGUAGCUAGCGCACUACAAGGCAUGCAGUAUGCCAUUCACGAGUGCCUGGCGCAGUUUCGCUACCGACGGUGGAACUGCUCUUCUUUGGAAAUGAAAAACAGAAACCCUCUGGCAAACCCUUUGCUCUCUCGCGGGUUCCGUGAGACAGCGUUCGUGCACGCUAUCCUCUCCGCGGGAAUGACCAGCUCUGUGGCGCGAGCCUGCAGUAUGGGCAAGCUCGCCAAAUGCGGUUGCGACGAGUCCCUGAGGGGGAGAGGGACGGGCUGGGAGUGGGGUGGCUGUGGCGAUAAUAUUGACUACGGCAUUGAAACGUCUGCCAAAUUUUUGGACUCGCGCGAGAAAGGACGAGAUUUACACUCCAUGAUGAACAUGCACAAUAACAUGGUCGGAAGAACGACCUUGAGUGAAAACGCUAAAACAAAAUGCAAGUGUCACGGGAUGUGCGGAUCGUGCAGCGUAAAAACGUGCUGGAAGACUGUGCCCGACAUCCGGGAGAUUGGCGACCGUUUGAUGGAAAAGUAUGAUCACGCGACUACUAUAGGGAUGGGGAACGGACGGCUUCGACUUCAUUUGACGCGCCGCAAAGCACGUCGGUCCAGUGUGGGUAGGGCGCUUGUCUACUACGAGGAUUCCCCAAAUUACUGCAUUGAGAAUAAGGAACUGGGGAUUUUCGGUACACGUGGCAGGAUUUGUUCACCGGAAUCCUUGGACACGGACAAUUGCCAAAAUCUGUGCUGCGAGCGGGGUUACACCACUAAGAAGCUGCAAGUAACCAAACGAUGUCGCUGUCACUUCAGCUGGUGUUGCUAUUUGAUUUGCGACACUUGCAGAGAGACUUCCACUGUUAGUAUCUGCAGUUAAGCUGCCAACCCAAAGCGGAAAAGAAGUGUUAUCUACUGGCUGGGGUGGCACUACAUCAAGAUGUAAACGCGCCUAUGAAGGGAAUAAACGCAUCGCAUGCAAUAGCAUAAGUAAUAGGUUCGAGUGUUAAAAGAUGCGAGAGACAUUCUUUUUUAAAUUGACGUUGGUAUCGAAAGUUUUUGUUUGCGUUAUCUCAAACAGCAAACACAACAUACGUGUGCGCAAGGCUUGAGUGUAUUCAGUUAACGUGGCCGUUACAGAGCGAUACGCAAGAUUUUGAUGGUCUAUUUGACAGAUUAUUGAUCGCAAAAUAAUUUGGUUUGCUCCUGACACUGCUUGUUUAUAAUGCGUGUAAAUGACUGAUGUGUUAUCAAAGGAACAUAAAAACAGAGUCACUCUGUUUAAAGUUUA
Molecule: messenger RNA, 1589 nt
Organism: Nematostella vectensis (starlet sea anemone)
Lineage: Eukaryota; Metazoa; Cnidaria; Anthozoa; Actiniaria; Edwardsiidae
Product: protein Wnt-10a
Exons: 4
Coding region: 129-1178 (349 amino acids)
Biological process (GO): neuron differentiation; canonical Wnt signaling pathway; cell fate commitment
Cellular component (GO): extracellular region
Molecular function (GO): frizzled binding; cytokine activity
Source: RefSeq, a predicted model, not a curated record